Bombus terrestris (buff-tailed bumblebee) is the source of this 670-nucleotide messenger RNA. RefSeq names its product anaphase-promoting complex subunit 15. NCBI's taxonomy places the organism in Eukaryota, Metazoa, Arthropoda, Insecta, Hymenoptera, Apidae. The record is from RefSeq and is a predicted model, not a curated record. The transcript is spliced from 3 exons. Gene Ontology annotation, cellular component: anaphase-promoting complex. Bases 90 to 497 code for a protein of 135 amino acids. Gene Ontology annotation, biological process: regulation of mitotic cell cycle spindle assembly checkpoint.
CGCGCGCAUGCGUAUGCGGUUUGUGUAUCUCUAACAGUUUGACAAUCGAAAUACAAACGCUCUCGACAAGCAGCGAAAGAAGUUUUAAAAUGUCGAUUAUCCCUUUGUGGCCAAAUUUACAACCAAGAGCAACAGAUCCUCUAUGGUUCAAUGCCGAUAGGCCCUGCGACGAUGAGAGCGAAGUAGCUGCACUCGAAGCGGAACAUCAAGCGUGGAGGGAACAUGUCCGAGUGCAACGUUAUGACCAUAUCCCUAUCGGGAAAACAGUCAGCGAUUUCAGAGGAUCAGAAGAAGAGGAGGAGGAAGAAGAAGAAGAAGAGGGAGAAGGAGAAGAAGAAGAAGAAUCAGAUACCCAUGAAGAAGAGGAAGAAGAAUUAGACGAAAUUGAUAUGGAAGUAAGCUACUCGCAUCAACAACAGACAUCUAGUCCAACAGAUACAGUGACAGAUCCAGUAUCCAUCAGAAUGGUCAGCACACAUACUGGUCGUUAUUCUUAAUUAAAAUAUCGUAGUUCUUGUUCAACUUUAACCUCUAUCUAGCUUCCCCGGGAAAGAAAUAUUACGCAAUCUAUUUAUUUCUUAAGAAUUAACAAUGAUAUGUAGGUAUAUGUAUUUAUUUAUCAUCAGAAAAUGAAGAUCUUACAAAUAUAAAUAAAGAAUCGUAAAAUUUU